UACGCCUCCACUUCUACAUACAGGCUUUUCUGUACGGACCUUAAUGGCGGGAGAAAGUUCCUGUAUACAAGAUAACAAUGCGGAUGAAUUUCUGCAGGAGGCUUUCAAGAUAAUAAUUGAGGAAGGAGUGCAGAAUGCCACUGAUAGGGAUCAUAAGGUAUGUGAAUGGAUGGAACCAGAGGAAUUACGGAAAGUUUUGGAUUUAAAUCUGAGGAGUGAUGGAGAAUCCAAGGAAGUGUUGCUAGGAUACUGCAGAGACAUCAUUAAAUUAAGCGUUAAAACAGGACACCCCCGCUUCUUCAACCAAUUAUUUUCAGGGUUAGAUCGCCAUGCCUUGACUGGAAGAAUCAUAACUGAGACUUUGAACACAAGCCAAUACACCUAUGAAGUUGCUCCAGUGUUUGUCCUGAUGGAAGAUGAAGUUCUUAGAACAAUGAGAAGCUUCCUGGGAUGGAAUACGGGAGAUGGCAUUUUUUGCCCAGGAGGCUCCAUAUCUAAUAUGUAUGCCAUAAACGUGGCUCGAUUUCAGCGUUUUCCACACUGCAAAGAAAAAGGCCUGCAUGCCCUUCCCAGACUGGCAUUGUUUACCUCACAAGAGAGUCAUUAUUCCAUCCAGAAAGGGGCAGCAUUCCUUGGGAUUGGAACUGAUAAUGUUAUCCUUGUGAAGACAGACAGCAGAGGAAAAAUGGAGCCAGAAGACCUUGAGCACAAAAUACAAGAGGCAAAAUCAAUGGCCUCUGUCCCUUUCCUUGUUAGUACAACUUGUGGGACGACUGUUUUAGGGGCUUUUGAUCCCCUCCCAGACAUUGCGAAAGUGUGUCAGCAACAUGGUCUCUGGCUACACGUUGAUGCUGCCUGGGGUGGCAGUGCUCUUUUAUCCAACCGCCAUAGGCAGCUCCUGAACGGAAUUGAAAAAGCAAAUUCUGUGACCUGGAAUCCCCAUAAAUUACUAGGUGUUGGUUUGCAGUGUUCUGCUUUUCUCCUCCAAGACACAACAGGGUUGUUGGAGAGAUGCCAUGCAGCUAAUGCCACCUAUUUAUUCCAAACUGAUAAGUUCUACAGCCUUCAAUACGACACUGGAGAUAAGUCAAUCCAGUGUGGCCGCAGAGUGGACUGCCUAAAGCUCUGGCUUAUGUGGAAAGCACUUGGGACCAAGGGACUGGAGAAACGGGUGGAUAGGAUCUUGGGAAAUGCCAGACACUUAGCAGAAGAAAUUAAACGGAGGGAGGGAUUCAUUCUACUUAUGGCGCCAGAGUUUGUAAAUGUUUGUUUUUGGUAUGUGCCACCAAGCCUACGUAAUCAAGAAGAGUCCCCAGACUUCUGGAAUAAACUUGGAAAGGUAUCCCCAAUAGUAAAGGAGAGGAUGGUGAAGAAAGGGUCAAUGAUGGUUGGAUACCAGCCCCAUGGAAACAGGGUUAACUUCUUCAGGCAGAUUAUGGUUAAUCCUGAAGUGACAAAAGAAGAUCUAGACUUUUUCCUGGAUGAAAUAGAACGACUGGCAGAAGACCUGUGAAUUUCCCGUUAUAUGUGAUGUGAACCUGGCAGAGACUCCUUUCCUGGAUAAGGAUAUACGGAGGCAUAUACAUCAUUUCUUAUA
Messenger RNA from Nanorana parkeri, 1597 nucleotides. RefSeq names its product cysteine sulfinic acid decarboxylase (gene CSAD). Bases 44 to 1513 code for a protein of 489 amino acids. The transcript has 15 exons. Gene Ontology annotation, biological process: carboxylic acid metabolic process. Gene Ontology annotation, cellular component: cytoplasm. Lineage: Eukaryota; Metazoa; Chordata; Amphibia; Anura; Dicroglossidae. Gene Ontology annotation, molecular function: sulfinoalanine decarboxylase activity; pyridoxal phosphate binding. The record is from RefSeq and is a predicted model, not a curated record.